This is a messenger RNA of Aspergillus chevalieri, 732 nucleotides long. RefSeq lists its product as uncharacterized. The transcript has a single exon. The record is from RefSeq and is a predicted model, not a curated record. NCBI's taxonomy places the organism in Eukaryota, Fungi, Ascomycota, Eurotiomycetes, Eurotiales, Aspergillaceae. Bases 1 to 732 code for a protein of 243 amino acids.
AUGAAAACCAUUGCAAUCCUCCUCUCCUUCCUCCCCAUGCUGGCAACCGCCAACAUCGGCUUUGGCUGGUCCAUCGCCAACGUCUCAACCUCAGGCCUAAAGGACAUAACCUUUCCAAUGACCAUGCCUCGUGCAAAACACGAAAACGGGCUGUACUUCGCGCAGCAGUUCGGCUUCGUCGGCUGCGAUGACGUCGGCUACACGGGUCUGCAACCGAGAUCCGACACCGAAAACGGGACUAGCAUCGUGCACGCUGUGUUCUCGAGCUUUGUUGCUGGAACGACGACAACAGAUUCCGAGCACUGCGAUGAUGGUGCGGAUGGUGGUCCGGGUGUCAGUUGUGCUGUUGAUGUCCCCGCGCCGUAUUCACGGCCGUAUAAUCUUGUUAUCAAGAAUGUACAUGAUACUACCUGGACCGGCACUCUUGUUGAUGCGAUCGCGGGCAACGCAACGCAUAUCGGGAUUUAUACGCUUCCCGCGGGCACUGGUGGGAUUCAGGAAUCUCAACUGGGCUUUGUGGAGUAUUUCCUGUUUAACUCAGAGACGGGAGGUGGAUGCGGCAAGAUGCCAAAGGCAGAUGCGACGUUCUGGGCGCCGCGGACGAAUACUUCGGGUUUGGGCGUUGGAAAGCUGGAAAAGCCCUAUCCUUAUGGUGAUUGUGCGGAGGAGGGGGACUUUCAGACAACCCGCGUUGGAGGGGGAGGGUAUAGGGUUACUAUCGGAUUUGUCUAA